ACAAUUGACGUUUAGACAGCACUGACGGUGAAUACCAUCAAAUCAUUCCUCAGGUUUUGUUUUGAUUUUAUGAGAAGGUAUCGUACAUCCCCGAUUAUACUUUUGAUAAAUUAAACUUGUCUUAUCGGUGACAACGCAAACAAAUAAAAAUAUUUCAACCGAUUGACAUGUCCCUUGAACACAACACUAAAAUUAUCGAUGAACUGGAUGUUAAUGAUUUCGUUUAUUUGGAGAAAGACCUGGAUUUUUAUGAGAAGGUGUCACUAAUAUUCCUAUUGCACGGGGACAAUCCUGUGAAUGCUAAAAUCGGUCGUCAAAAAUUGUUGAUCUUAUACCAAUGUCAAAACACCCAGACGACGGACAUAUCAGACUGGAUUCGAUCACAAAAUGAUUCAAACUGGCGGUACACUAUAAUUGAAGCUUUGUGGACGAUAAAGGCAAAGCAUGUUCUGCAAAAGCUCGGUCUGGACUUAGAAGACCUUCGUAUCCGUUUUUUGGAACACGCUGAACUGAACCUGAAGAUUCAUCCUGUGCUAAAGGUUCUCUAUUACAUUUGUGAACAACUUGUACCGUGUGAGGCAAGGCUGUUAAUCGACCAUGUGAACAGUAGGGACGGUGGACGAUAUCCAAUCAAUUUUACGGACGAAAAAUAUUUGGAAGUAUUUCUGCUGCAUUGGCUGGCCGAGCUAGUUAUUGAAGCUGGAGAAUGGUCUCCGAUGAAAAAAGCCAAACGAAACGUUUUCUGUAAAGUCGAUUUGAUUGUCGAAUUUUUGAAUUCAAACAAACCCGAUCUGGCUGAGCUGUUGAAACGGAUCUACAUUCGAUUCAAUUUCACAUCCAAUAAUGUAACGUCCGUCGAACGGAAGAAAAAUGUUACAGACGUUGAUGGUCAAGAAGAUACAGCACCAAAUGCCAAAGCAUCAGGCCAGGAUGCUCGAAAAAAUGCCGUCGAAAAUUCAUCGAAUGAAUCCGACCCUUCUGACAAUAAAUAUGUUAUUGAACAAAAGACGGCCGGUCAUGUGCUAAUCAUCAAUCAAAUUGAUUUUUACCGAGAUAAGAUCAAACGAUCCAAUUUGCCACUAAGACCGUUAGAAACUCGUCAUGGAACCAAUGAGGACAAAGCAGCCUUGAACCGUACAUUUUCCGCCAUGGGAUACCAGAUUCUGGAGAAAGAUAAUCUAACCGACGAUGAGAUCCGGCAUGAAGUUAAGGAAAUUGUGGCUAAAAGCGGUUCGGCAGAUUCAUUGAUUGUUUGCAUUUUAUCGCAUGGUUCGGAGGGGUUGAUUUAUGGCUGCAACAGUGUGCCCGUUAAAAUUAACGAAAUUCAACAACUGAUUGUAUCGAAGGAACUGCUGAACAAACCGAAAAUUCUCAUUUUGCAAUCAUGUCAGGGCUUACAGACCCAGAUAGCUGAACCGAUUGAAGCAAAAUUGACCAACUCAAAAUAUUUGGCACCGGAUGGCGAGGUUGUUAAAACGGUUCCGAUGAACUGUGACUUUUGUGUGGCCAAGUCUACCAUUCCAGGAUUUUCGUCAAUACGUCACAUGGUAGAGGGAUCAUGGUUCAUUCAAAUUCUAUGCGACACAAUUGCGAGAGAAAGUCACAGGAAACAUUUUCUGGAAAUCAUGACGGUCGUCAAAGGGCGUGUAAGCGAACUGAGAGGAGACAAUCUUGAAUGUAUGGUGCCGAUAUGUGAGGAAACGUUUACAAAAUAUCUCUAUUUUCCAUCGCGAGAGUUGGCAUAACAAACGGCAGGCGAGGCGUAACCGUUGCACGUCCAAUUUUUUUUUAAAGAAAAAACUGAUCGAAAGUGAAUUAAAGAAAGUCAAAGCAAAA
This is a messenger RNA of Bradysia coprophila, 1836 nucleotides long. RefSeq names its product caspase-8-like. NCBI's taxonomy places the organism in Eukaryota, Metazoa, Arthropoda, Insecta, Diptera, Sciaridae. Gene Ontology annotation, molecular function: cysteine-type endopeptidase activity. Gene Ontology annotation, biological process: proteolysis. The record is from RefSeq and is a predicted model, not a curated record.